ACAAAAACUUACAAACAUUAUAAUUAAUAACAUAGUCAUUAUUUUUUCAUCAUCUUUUUUCUUUGUCUAAUUCAUUCAUUUUUAUUUCUAGAAAUAUCAUAUAUUCAUAUAUCAAAAAAUAUUAUUUAUACGUGUGUUUUUGUUUCUACGUUGAUCAAUGGCUUGUUUCAAAAACAGAAUGGGCGUGAUUUUGCGGGAAAAACAGCAGAAGAAGGAGAAGAAAAUGGAAGAAGGUAGAGAUGGUGUAAGGAGAGAGGAAGAUGAUGUCUUAAAUCCUCCUAAUAAUUUUUCAAUGGUGGAAGAAGGAUUAUAUAGAUCUGGGUUUCCAGAACCUUCCAAUUUUGAGUUCUUGGAAACCCUAAAUCUCAAGUCUAUCAUAUAUUUAUGCACUGAGCAAUACCCAGAAGAACACAAGAAGUUUCUUGAUUCUCAUAAUAUAAAAUUGUUUCAAUUUGGAAUUGAAGGGACAAAGGAGACGAUCCCUGGGGAUGUCAUCUCUAAGGCUCUUAGGAUUUUGAUAGAUGUGAGAAAUUACCCGAUUCUGAUUCACUGCAAACGUGGAAAGCAUCGCACAGGUUGCCUCGUGGGCUGUUUUAGGAAACUACAGAAUUGGUGCUUGUCCUCGGUUUUUGAGGAAUACCAGCGCUUUGCAGGCGCCAAAGCAAGAAUAAACGACAUGAAGUUCAUGGAGAGGUAUGACGGAUUGCACAUUCGACAAUCCCUUUACAGUAUCAUCUACCAAUACCAAGGCUAUGGUUCAAAUAAGAGGCGUUUGCUCGACAGAGGAGAACAACUUACCCAAAACCCGCAUCAGAACAAGCUAGUCUCUUUGAGGUGAUUUCCGGCAGAUGAUUCGCUUGCCAAAACUUUCAACCUAAUGCUUUUCCUCCAUUCUUUUAUACUCUAAAUGGGAAAGUUCUGUUUUAGCUGUUCUUUUGCUAAUAAUGAAUCUUCAAGACAUUUUAGGACUAGUGUGGUGUGGAUAUAUAUCAUUUUUUUUCCUUAUUUUUUCCUUCACUUCUCUAUUUUAUUUUGAUUUAUCUACACUCAUAGGACUAAUUUGAGGGAAAUAAAGAAAACCCUGUAUCAUUUUGAAAGAAAAAUAUUGCAAUAUACAUAUUUUUUUUAGCAAAGAAAA
Molecule: messenger RNA, 1138 nt
Organism: Amaranthus tricolor (Joseph's coat)
Lineage: Eukaryota; Viridiplantae; Streptophyta; Magnoliopsida; Caryophyllales; Amaranthaceae
Product: tyrosine-protein phosphatase DSP5-like
Exons: 6
Coding region: 158-838 (226 amino acids)
Biological process (GO): protein dephosphorylation
Cellular component (GO): cytoplasm
Molecular function (GO): phosphatase activity
Source: RefSeq, a predicted model, not a curated record